CCCAAGAGAAACAACAAACAGUAUUCUGUGUGCACUCGGUACUAUUUAUUUCUUGGCAAAUCAAUAACUGCAUUUGUAGAGAGCGAACGCGCUGCGCAAAAGUGAAAACUCAAUCAACGAACGAACGCAUAGAAAAAAGCUAUGCCACACAACAACCAGCAGCCCACAGGGAAUGCGGAUGAUCCUUUGGGUCCGCCCAAGGCUGACUUCAGUGCUCCGCCUCCGUACGAACCGGAUGCAAUGGGUCAUGGUGGUCAACAGGUGCCCAUGACGACGCAGUUGCCCUCGCUGGCACUGACCACACACGGUGCGGAUGCGGGACAGCCGCAGAGCGAGCUGACAUUGCCGCAGGAGAUGCAUGGCAAGUUGCCCACCUACGAGGAGGUGCAAAUGGAGAAAUCAUUGAACGGAGAGCUACCGCCCGCAUUUCUCACAUUGCCAUCGACGCAACAGUUGCCGCCACCACCAAAUCCGUUGCUGCCACUGCCGCCAAAUCCGCUGCGCGAUGGUCCCGGCGGAGUGCGAUCCGCUCAGCCGGCAUUAACAUUUAUUGCCAUCGAUGCCAGCGAUCCGGAGAACAGUCUGUCCACGACAGAUAACUUGCUGGGCACGGACAUAAUGUUCAUUACAGCUUUUAUGGUCGCAUUUCUGUUCAACUGGAUUGGAUUCUUAAUGCUCACAUGUUUCUGUCACACAAUUGCCGCACGUUAUGGAGCACUCUCCGGAUUUGGUUUGUCGCUGGCCAAAUGGACGUUGAUUGUGAAGCACUCGACGGAUUUGGCAUCGCAUGAGAACUCUUGGCUUUGGUGGUUAAUCUGCGCCUUUGGCUUUCUCAUUGCCAUACGUGCACUCAUUCAGUAUGUGAGCAUUAAACGCUCCUGGCGACUGCUCUCCGCCUCGGCCCAAGAGCGGCUGCUCUUCUUCUACUAGGUGCGGGCGCCGUCGCCUUCGCCGUUGCCAUCAACGUCGUCGUCGGGUUAUGUAAAUACGUUAAGUGUGCGAGUUGUUUGAAUCGACGAUACGACGGCGAUUGCGAUUGCGAUUGUGUUUCCCUCCCCAUUUCUUUCGAUCCCAAAAAAA
This is a messenger RNA of Drosophila innubila, 1080 nucleotides long. It is a transcript of the gene Ndfip, whose product is annotated as NEDD4 family-interacting protein 1. The transcript is spliced from 2 exons. The record is from RefSeq and is a predicted model, not a curated record. Bases 142 to 930 code for a protein of 262 amino acids. Gene Ontology annotation, molecular function: WW domain binding. NCBI's taxonomy places the organism in Eukaryota, Metazoa, Arthropoda, Insecta, Diptera, Drosophilidae. Gene Ontology annotation, cellular component: endoplasmic reticulum; perinuclear region of cytoplasm; Golgi apparatus. Gene Ontology annotation, biological process: vacuolar transport; positive regulation of protein ubiquitination; ubiquitin-dependent protein catabolic process.